GCUACAGUACAAUAAAUACCUAUAAUUAUUAACGAUAUUAAUUGAUUAUUGGCAAUGGGCCACCGGCCAUCUAAGCAUACCCUGCAGACAUUGGAAACCAUUCCACAAGUUUCAUUGUCCUCAGGUAAGCUGUUCUCCUCAUGGAAUUCUUUAUUCCAAGGUCAACACCUUUGUCCUCACUGCCCCCAGACAAGACACCAGCGAUGGUCCAAUAUUCUCUUCCCCUAUUAUACAGAAUCGGAGACGUCAGACCAGACGUCUGAGCACCAAGAUUCCAAGCAGGACUUAAGGUCUCCUUCCAUCUACAGUGUCAUCGACACUGUGCCGCAGCUUGACUUCUACAUCAAUGCAACAGCAACAGGCCGUUAUCGACGCAGCAGACCAUCGUUGGAAGUCCUUCGAAAGGCAACAGAUGAUGUGGAGCUUGGCACUGAGGGUAGUGGUGAAGGAACAGCUGAACUGGCUGGUACUCCAGAGUCAGCCCAGGGAGGUGCGAACAAUAGGCGGAAGGCCGCAGCUCAACCCGUGCGCUUCGGCUGGAUCACGGGAGUCAUGAUCCGCUGCAUGCUCAACAUCUGGGGAGUCAUUACGUUUCUUCGUUUGUCCUGGAUCACAUCCCAAGCAGGCAUCCUUCUCACUUGGCUCAUCAUCCUCAUGUCCGUCCUUGUGACAUCCAUAACUGCACUGUCUGUCUCUGCUAUCUCCACCAAUGGGAAGGUGUAUUCAGGGGGUGCCUACUUCAUGAUCUCUCGCACCCUUGGUCCAGAGGUGGGAGGUCCAAUCGGUGUGGUUUACUCCUUUGCAAACGCUAUUGGCUGUGCCUUACACACCGUGGGCUUCUCAGAAACCGUCCGAGACCUUCUAAUAGAAUAUAAUGCAGUGAUUGUUGAUCCAGUCAACGAUGUAAGGAUUGUGGGCGUGGCCACAGUCACAAUGCUGCUCUUGAUUUCAUUGGCUGGCAUGGAGUGGGAGGCCAAGACGCAAAUUCUCUUCUUUGCAAUUCUCAUGGUUUCCUUCGUCAACUACUUUGUGGGAACUCUGAUUCCAGCCACUCCAGAGAAGCAGUCCGUAGGAUUCUUUGGCUACAACAGUGAGAUUUUUGUCACAAACCUGAUGCCAAACUGGAGAGGACCUGAGGCGAACUUCUUCCAGAUGUUUGCAAUCUUCUUCCCAUCUGCCAUUGGAAUUCUGUCUGGGGCCAACAUUUCUGGAGAUCUAAAGGAUCCAGAAAUAGCAAUUCCAAAGGGCACACUGAUGGCUAUUUUUUGGACAACACUCAGUUACCUGGGGAUAUCUGCUACCAUAGGAGCAUGUGUUGUGCGGGAUGCCUCAGGGAGUAUGAAUGACAGUAUAUCUGGAAAUGUGUCAUGUGAGGGCAUGGGAUGCAAUCUAGGCUGGGAUUUCUCUCAGUGUGAAAUGAAUCAGACUUGCAAGUACGGGCUGGCCAACAACUUCCAGGUGCUUACAACGGUGUCUGGCUUUGGGCCCCUUAUCACUGCUGGGAUCUUCUCUGCCACACUCUCCUCUGCUCUUGCCUUCAUAGUUUCUGCCCCCAAGGUCUUCCAGUGUCUCUGUAGAGACAAUAUCUACCCAUACAUUGGCUUCUUUGGCAAGGGUUAUGGGAAAAAUCAAGAGCCCUUCCGUGCAUAUGUUCUCACAUACUUCAUCGCUGUAGCCUUCAUUCUAAUCGGUGAUCUGAAUUCCAUUGCUCCACUCAUCUCCAACUUCUUCCUCUGCUCCUAUUCUCUCAUCAACGUCAGCUGCUUUCAUGCCUCGAUCACAAACUCACCCGGAUGGAGACCUUCUUUCAAAUACUACAGUCACUGGGUAGCCUUAUUCGGGGUUGUCAUUUCUGUUGUCCUGAUGUUCCUGCUAAACUGGUGGGCUGCACUUAUAGCCUUCGGCCUUAUCUUCUUCCUAUUGGGAUAUGUCAUCUACAAGAAACCAGCGGUUAACUGGGGCUCCUCGGUGCAGGCUGGAACCUACAACAUGGCCCUGUCCUACUCUGUCUCGCUCUCAGGGGUGGAAGACCACGUCAAGAACUUUAGACCGCAGUGUCUCGUUCUGACAGGUCCCCCAAAUGUGCGCCCAGCGCUGGUGGACUUCGUGAGCUCCUUCACCAAAAACAUCAGUCUGAUGAUCUGUGGUGACAUCCUCAUGGACAAUGACAAAUCAGUCGUGCCCCAACACAACAUUGAAGCUCUUGUUAAAUGGUUAAACCGCAGGAAAGUUCGCUCUUUUUACACCCCCUUUGCUGGGGCCAGUCUCAGAGAGGGCACCCGCAGCCUCUUGCAGGCUAUAGGUCUUGGAAAACUGAAGCCAAAUAUUCUCAUAAUGGGAUUCAAGACCAGCUGGCAGGAGUGCUCCCCACACAGUCUGGAGGACUAUAUUUCCACCAUAAAUGACACAUUUGACUCCAACUACGGUGUGUGUCUGCUGAGGAUGAUGGAUGGACUGGACAUUUCAGAGGACACCGAGGGUGAAGUGAACACAGCCUUUGAAAUGGAGGAAUCAGAAGAUGAAGAUCACAGAAUUCAAAAAGGUGACCUAGACAAAGAUCAUGUGGCAUCUGAUGAUACUACCAAGGAGCAGAUCCAUACAGUGUUUCAGAACAAUCAAGGAAAAAAGACCAUCGAUGUGUACUGGGUCUCUGAUGAUGGAGGCCUCACUCUGCUGGUGCCCUACCUGCUGACUCGGCGGAAGCGCUGGCGUCAAUGCAAGGUGCGCGUCUUCAUCGUGGGUGACCAGCAGAGUAUGGAGGAACAGCGCAAAGAGAUGGUCUCUCUGCUUCAAAAGUUUCGUCUGGACGUCCAUGAUGUCAUUGUGAUGACAGACACCGAACGGCGCCCUCACACCAAAAAUAUGAUGCGCUUUGAAGAGACCCUGGAGCCCUUCAGGUUGAGGGAUGGACUGAUGGAGGAGGUGACAGUACAAGAACUGAGAAAGGACUUUCCCUGGAAGGUGACCGCCAAGGAAUUAGAGGCACUCAGACCAAAGUCAGAGAAAAAGGUGAAGCUGAAUGAGAUCAUUAGAAGGCACUCCAAAGAUGCCGCACUAGUCCUAGUGAGCUUGCCGGUGCCACAGACUGAUUGCCCCAACAUCCUGUACAUGGCGUGGCUGGACACCUUAACAAGUGGUCUCCACUGUCCUGCUCUGCUCAUUCGAGGCAACCAGCAAAAUGUGUUGACCUUCUACUGCCAGUGA
Messenger RNA from Scleropages formosus (Asian bonytongue), 3204 nucleotides. RefSeq names its product solute carrier family 12 member 3-like. Lineage: Eukaryota; Metazoa; Chordata; Actinopteri; Osteoglossiformes; Osteoglossidae. Gene Ontology annotation, biological process: sodium ion transmembrane transport; chloride transmembrane transport; cell volume homeostasis. Bases 55 to 3204 code for a protein of 1049 amino acids. Gene Ontology annotation, cellular component: apical plasma membrane. The transcript is spliced from 26 exons. The record is from RefSeq and is a predicted model, not a curated record. Gene Ontology annotation, molecular function: sodium:potassium:chloride symporter activity.